This is a messenger RNA of Suillus paluster, 1637 nucleotides long. Its product is annotated as eukaryotic and archaeal DNA primase, large subunit-domain-containing protein. Bases 88 to 1533 code for a protein of 481 amino acids. Gene Ontology annotation, biological process: DNA replication, synthesis of primer. The transcript has 8 exons. Gene Ontology annotation, cellular component: alpha DNA polymerase:primase complex. NCBI's taxonomy places the organism in Eukaryota, Fungi, Basidiomycota, Agaricomycetes, Boletales, Suillaceae. The record is from RefSeq and is a predicted model, not a curated record.
CAGACUCUACGCGAUUGUGACACCUCGUGUCUCGACGCGUCUCGUCUGCAAGCUAGUCCUGCACUACCUACCCAUCGUUUUCACGCAAUGUUCAACAAUCAUGAAAGGAAGAAAUUUGACCCAGCGAAAUCAGCGAAAUCAGAAAAUGAGAAAGAGUGGCCUUUCCGCCUCAACUUUUACGACAAAUCCCCAUGGUAUGAAGUUAGUUUAGAGGAUUUUGAGAGACACGCCCUUGAUCGCCUUCGCGUUCUUGCGGAAAUCGAGUCGUCUUUUGCGCGCAACAGAUCUUGGGAGGAGUUGAAGAAUGUGACCACGCGGCAAUGCAAGGAUUACAUUCCUCUCAACAGCACCAGUGCCUCGACCGUGGAUACGCAGACUGAAAGGAUGCACGACCACCUGGGUCAUUUCGUACUCAGACUUGCUUUCUGUCGAUCGGAGGAUUUAAGGAGGAGGUUCGUGAAAGCGGAGACUGCUCUCUUCCGGGUGAGAUAUGAGAAUGAUGAUACAAGAGAGCGAGAGCUUUUCCUGAGGUCCCGGGACUUUCAAUGGACUGAGGUCAACUCCGAUGAGAAGCAACGAUAUGCCAGUGAACUAAAGGCAUUGGGAGUGAGCGUAGAAGAAGGGGUUCCGACAGAGAAGCUUUACAAGGUGAGAUGGACUCAAGUGCCGGAUCUCGUCAAUAAGCGGCGUGUCCUGCUAAAAGAUGGCUGGGCGUACGUUCCUACUAAGGAACAGCUCAGCAUUAUUCUGCGAGCAUUUGAGGCGAGCCUUGAGAAUGCGCUCGAUUCCACCGCUCGAUCGAUAAUGCGCAUGGACAACGAUACCCGCCUAACUGAAAUACUCAAUCAUAUGUCUCGAGGAUUUGUCGCAGGGGUGGCCUCAGAGUACUCUGGUCCAGCCACGGGCGACGACAUUACAGCAGACAUGGUGGACGACCUCGCCAAACGACACUUCCCCUUGUGCAUGCGGAACCUACAUGAAUGUCUCAUGCGGGAUCGUCACCUGAAACAUUUUGGUCGACUGCAAUACGGCCUGUUUCUCAAGGUACUUGGUUUGUCGAUAGACGAAGCAAUUGCGUUUUGGAGAAAGUCUUUCAGUAAUAUCACGGACGACAAGUUCAAUAAAGAGUACAAGUACAAUAUCAGACAUUCAUUUGGACUGGAAGGGAAGCGUGCCAACUAUCCAGCGAAGAGCUGUCAGCAGAUCCUCUUGGCAGACAAACCCGGUCCUUCUGACUGCCAUGGAUGUCCAUAUCGGCAUUUCGCACCAGACAACUUGCAAACGAGCCUUCUAGCAACUUAUUCCUCACAGGGACUCACAUCGGCAGAUUUAGCGGAGGUCAUGCGCACUGUGAAAGAAGGACACUACCAUGUCGCCUGUACGCGAGUUUUUGAGAUUACUCAUGCAGCAGCAGGAAUCAAGAAAGGUGAUGGGAUCGGAGGAGGGGAAAGUGUCACGCAUCCUAAUCAGUAUGCCGCAAAGAGUAUAGAAAUUGAGAAAGCGCAGCAAGUGGAUGCGAUGGCUGUAGAGUAAAAUUACUACUUGUCUCCAAUGUGCAUCUAGACUGAUUGUUGAUAUGAUCUCAUGAUCUUGUAUUUAUGGAGUUGUAGCUAUAUGCGGUGUCUGGUGUCCUUAAA